Molecule: messenger RNA, 3318 nt
Organism: Neoarius graeffei (lesser salmon catfish)
Lineage: Eukaryota; Metazoa; Chordata; Actinopteri; Siluriformes; Ariidae
Product: zinc finger protein 208-like
Exons: 4
Biological process (GO): regulation of transcription by RNA polymerase II
Cellular component (GO): nucleus
Molecular function (GO): DNA-binding transcription factor activity, RNA polymerase II-specific; RNA polymerase II transcription regulatory region sequence-specific DNA binding
Source: RefSeq, a predicted model, not a curated record
CGCAGUCAUACAGGAGAGAAGCCUUAUCACUGCUCACAGUGUGGGAAGAGUUUUACUCGUCAGAGUCAUCUCCAACAAGACCAGCCCAUUCACAAAGGAGAGAAACCAUAUCACUGCUCGCAGUGUGGGAAGUGUUUUACACACCAGAGUGCUCUCCAAACACACCACGGCAUUCACACAGGACAGAAGCCGUAUCACUGCUCACAGUGUGUUAAGAGUUUUACUCGUCAAGGACAUCUCCAACAACACCAGCGCAUUCACACAGGAGAGAAACCAUAUCUCUGCUCACAGCGUGGAAAGAGUUUUACUCGUCAGAGUCAUCUCCAACAACACCAGAGCAUUCACACAGGAGAGAAGACCUUUCACUGCUCACAGUGUGGAAAGAGUUUUACUUGCCAGAGUGCUCUCCAACAACACCAGCACAUUCACACAGGAGAGAAGCUGUAUCACUGCUCAGACUGUGGGAAGAGUUUUACGCGCCAGAGUGCUCUCCAACAACACCAGCACAUUAACACAGGAGAGAAGCUGUUUCACUGCUCACAGUGUGGAAAGAGUUUUACUCGCCAGAGUGCUCUCCAACAACACCAGCACAUUCACACAGGAGAGAAGCCGUAUCACUGUUCAGAGUGUGGGAAGAGUUUUACUCGCCAGAGUGCUCUCCAACAACACCAGCGCAUUAACACAGGAGAGAAUCCGUAUCACUGCUCACAGUGUGGAAGGAGUUUUACUCGCCAGAGUGCUCUCCAACAACAGUAGCGCAUUCACACAGGAGAGAAGCCGUAUCACUGCUCACAUUGUGGAAGGAGUUUUACUCAUCAGAGUCAUCUCCAACAACACCAGCGCAUUCACACAGGAGAGAAACCAUAUCUCUGCUCACAGUGUGGGAAGUGUUUUACUCACCAGAGUGCUCUCGAAACACACCAGCGCAUUCACUCGGUAGAGAAACCAUAUUGCUGCUCACAGUGUGGGAAGAGUUUUACUCGUCAGAGUCAUCUCCAACAUCACCAGCGCAUUCACACAGGAGAGAAACCAUAUCUCUGCUCACAGUGUGGAAAGAGUUUUACUCAUCAGACUCAUCUCCAACAACACCAACGCAUUCACACAGGAGAGAAGCCGUAUCACUGCUCACAGUGUGGAAAGAGUUUUACUCGUCAGAGUGCUCUCCAACAACACCAGCGCAUUCACACUGGAGAGAAACCGUAUCGCUGCUCACAGUGUGGGAAGAGUUUUACUCACCAGAGUGCUCUCCAAAUACACAAGCGCAUUCACACAGGAGAGAAGCCGUAUCACUGCUCACAGUGUGGAAAGAGUUUUACUCGUCAGGGUCAUCUCCAACAACACCAGCGCAUUUACACAGGAGGCAUUCACACAGGAGAGAAGUCAUAUCACUACUCACAGUGUGGGAAGUGUUUUACUCAUCAGAGUCAUCUACAACAACACCAGCGCAUUCACACAGGAGAGAAACCGUAUCGCUGCUCACAGUGUGGCAAGAGUUUUACUCAGCAGAGUCAUCUCCAAAAACACCAACGCAUUCAUACAGGAGAGAAACCAUAUCGCUGCUCACAGUGUGGGAAGAGUUUUACUCGUCAGAGUCAUCUCCAAACACACCAGCACAUUCACACAGGAGAGAAGCCAUUUCACUGCUCACAGUGUGGAAGAAGUUUUACUCGCCAGAGUAGUCAUCUCCAAGCACACCAGCACAUUCACACAGGAGAGAAGCCAUUUCACUGCUCACAGUGUGGAAGGAGUUUUACUCGCCCGAGUGCUCUCCAACAACACCAACGCAUUCACACAGGAGAGAAGCCGUAUCACUGUUCACAGUGUGGAAAGAGUUUUACUCGUCAGAGUGCUCUCCAACAACACCAGCACAUUCACACAGGAGAGAAACCGUAUCGCUGCUCACAGUGUGGGAAGAGUUUUACUCACCAGUGUGCUCUCCAAAUACACGAGCGCAUUCACACAGGAGAGAAGCCGUAUCACUGCUCACAGUGUGGAAAGAGUUUUACUCACCAGAGUGCUCUCCAAAUACACGAGCGCAUUCACACAGGAGAGAAGCCGUAUCACUGCUCACAGUGUGGAAAGAGUUUUACUCGUCAGAGUCAUCUCCAACAACACCAGCGCAUUCACACAGGAGAGAAACCGUAUCACUGCUCACAGUGUGGGAAGAGUUUUACUCAGCAGAGUGCUCUCCAACUACACCAACGCAUUCACACAGGAGAGAAGCCGUAUCACUGCUCACUGUGUGGAAAGAGUUUUACUCAGCAGAGUCAUCUCCAAAAACACCAGCGCAGUCAUAUAGGAGAGAAGCCGUAUCACUGCUCACAGUAUGGAAAGAGUUUUACUCACCAGAGUGAUCUCCAAACUCACCAGCGCAUUCACACAAGAGAGAAACCGUAUCACUGCUCACUGUGUGGAAAGAGUUUUACUCAGCAGAGUGCUCUCCAAAAACACCAGCGCAUUCACACAGCAGAGAAACCAUAUUGCUGCUCACAGUGUGGAAAGAGUUUUACUCAGCAGAGUCUUCUCCAAACACAUGAGCGCAUUCACACAGCAGAGAAACCAUAUCGCUGCUCACUGUGUAGAAAGAGUUUUACUCAGCAGAGUGCUCUCCAACUACACCAACGCAUUCACACAGGAGAGAAGCCGUAUCACUGCUCACAGUGUGGAAAGAGUUUUACUCAGCAGAGUGCUCUCCAAACACACCAGCGCAUUCACACAGGAGAGAAACCGUAUCACUGCUCACAGUGUGGAAAGAGUUUUACUCGUCAGAGUCAUCUCCAACAACACCAGUGCAUUCACACAGGAGAGAAGCUGUAUCACUGCUCACAGUGUGGAAAGAGUUUUACUCAGCAGAGUGCUCUCCAAACUCACCAGUGCAUUCACACAGUAGAGAAACCAUAUCGCUGCUCACAGUGUGGAAAGUGUUUUACUCAGCAGAGUGCUCUCCAAACACACCAGCGCAUUCACACAGGAGAAAAGCCGUAUCACUGCUCACAGUGUGGAAAGAGUUUUACUCGUCAGAGUCAUCUCCAACAACACCAGCGCAUUCACACAGGAGAGAAGCUGUAUCACUGCUCACAGUGUGGAAAGUGUUUUACUCUGCAGAGUCUUCUCCAAACACACCAGCGCAUUCACACAGGAGAGAAACCAUAUCACUGCUCACAGUGUGGGAAGUGUUUUACUCCCCAGACUGAUCUCCAAACUCACCAGCGCAUUCACGCGAGAGAGAAACUGUAUCACUGCUCACAGUGUGGAAAGAGUUUUACUCAGCAGAGUGCUCUCCAAAAACACCAGCGCAUUCACACAGGAGAGAAGCCG